This is a messenger RNA of Plasmodium fragile, 663 nucleotides long. RefSeq lists its product as uncharacterized. The coding region runs from base 1 to 663 and encodes 220 amino acids. Gene Ontology annotation, molecular function: peroxiredoxin activity. The transcript has a single exon. The record is from RefSeq and is a predicted model, not a curated record. Lineage: Eukaryota; Apicomplexa; Aconoidasida; Haemosporida; Plasmodiidae. Gene Ontology annotation, biological process: cell redox homeostasis; cellular oxidant detoxification. Gene Ontology annotation, cellular component: mitochondrion; cytosol.
AUGGCGUACCACCUGGGGUCCCCCUUCCCCAACUUCACCGCGCCCGCGUCGGGCGUGGAGGGCCCCUUCAACCUGUACGAGUACGUGGGGGACAUGUGGUGCAUCCUCUUCAGCCACCCAAAUGACUUCACACCCGUGUGCACCACAGAGCUCGCUGAGUUCGGGCGCAUGUAUGAAGACUUCCUCAAAGCAAAUUGUAAAUUAGUUGGGUUCAGUUGUAACUCAAAAGAAUCUCAUGAGCAGUGGAUUGAAGACAUUAAGCACUAUGCAAAAUUAACCCAAUGGAAAAUACCCAUUGUUUGUGAUGAGUCCAGGGAGCUAGCCAAUAAAUUAAAAAUAAUGGACGAGAAGGAAAAGGACAUAAAGGGAUUACCACUCACAUGCAGAUGCGUUUUUUUUAUUUCUCCUGAAAAAGUAGUUAAGGCAACUGUAUUAUAUCCUGCCACCACUGGAAGGAAUGCUAAUGAAAUUUUACGUGUCCUGAAGUCGCUCCAGUUGACCAGUGAACAGCCUGUGGCAACCCCCGUCAAUUGGGCAGUGGGGGACAAGUGCUGUGUCUUGCCCACCGUGGGGGAUGCAGACUUGCCUGCUCUCUUCCCCAAGGGGGUUCAGAAGGUACAACUCCCCUCGGACAAACCCUACCUGAGGUUCACCUCGCUGUGA